GAUGGCAGCUUUCAACGCGGUUUCGGGCGCACCCAGCUGCAAGUGUGUUUACAUCCCGUGAUCUUCGUCGAUCGCUUCGGCCAUCGUGCAGUGUUUGGGGCAAAGGCUUCGACGAUGCCCGAACAUCAGAGUAGCGUCACUGGCUGGCGAGCCACGCACGUAGUCGCCUACCUGUUGGCGAUGGGAACCUCCAUCGCUGCUCUCGUGUGCUAUCGCAAAAUGAACGCCAGGCUUCACACCACGGUGGACAAGUGCCUGUUGUUCACGAAACCCUGGAUAGACGUGGACGCGUCCACCGGGAAGUGCCAGAUCGAUUACACCCGCAUCGAGUGGAGCAGCGACACGCUGUGCAAUUACGUCACCUUCGCUCUGCUCGCCUCCUUCGUGUACAGCAUCGUCGCCGUGUGGUUUUUCGUCAUGUGCGCGCCUAGCCGCGGAUCUCAGCUGCAUGACAGCGAAAUUUACGCAGUAAACGGCCACACGAUGAUGAGCAUCGUGCACGUGUGGAAGAUAGUGGCACCGGCAUCUUUGCUGAGUGGUGUGAUGGCCCUCAUCACGCUUGUCAUGGCCUGGAAAGUCACCAACGGCAUGAACAUCUUCUUCCACGACCUCAACAUGGGCAUGCAGAAAAAUUGCACCACCAGCAGCAUGAUAGGCUGGAAAGACAACACAGUGGCCUUGCUUCUCGCCGACCGCGUACCAACAAAGAUUUUUGUGUGGCUCGUGUUUUUUUGUUGGGCAUUUGCCACGUUGGCGCUCUUCAUACGAUGCAGCACUGCUGCCGACUUCAAUGAGACCAAGCGGGAGGUGACUCUUGUGGCCUCGUCUGGUACUUUGGAGCAGGACAGCACCGAAAAGAAGGUCUCGCAAAGUUCGCGGAGUUCCAGUAUGAGCCUAUUUGCGAUGAAACCACGAGCACCUCAACUUGCGAAACCUCCCUUGCUGGAUCAAGCUCACAGCACACCUAGUCAGGAACAGCCUUACGAAGGCCUCUACCAGACAUCCUCGCUCUGAAUUCCAACUAGACUGACUGAAUCCUGGCUGGACGACAUCCGGUUAGACUGGUCUCAUCAUCUGUGUGGGGCGUGCGCGGCCACUCUAGUCUACUUAUCGCAUGCGGCCUUGUUCCUAAUGGACGACACAAUGUUGUAUUUCUCUAUGUUUGUGUAUUUUGUUUUUUGUUAAAAUGACGAUAUUAUGCUUUAACUAUUCUGCAGAGUUCCUCUUUUCGAAGCAUAUUGAGCUACCAUGAAAGUUGCUGUAAAAUUUAUAAUUACGAAUUGUGAGAUUAACGAAUGUUUGGAAGUGCAUGUUUUCAGUGUUCAUUUUUUCAAAUCUCUGUGUAAACAGCGCUCAAACUUAUACGGCUAGCAUCUGUCUAGUGGCAAGGUGUUCUGUUUUGUGAACGUUCCAGCUAUCUCUUUAUAGGACAAAAAGUUGCAAUAUGCACUUUCAAAGAACACAAAAGAACUUAGAAAGUAAGUGGAAUUGGUGAAACGUUUCUCCAAAUGUGUUGCCUGUUUCAUCUCAAUCACAUCUCUUUCUAAUGUGCCCUUUCAUGUAUUUUUUACUGAUGCUCAGUCAUGGAAAUUACUGCCAAAACAAGCAGCCAAGCCUUCUAAACUUUUCGGACUCGGUGUGGGCUACAGAAAUCCACAAAAUGCAUCUCAAUAAAGAAUUUGUCGGCAUAUAUGUAAGAUUUGAACGAACUAUAGUGAUGCAUUGCUCAAUCUCUAAAAUCUUAUAAAGGGAUGUUUAAAUUCGGUUUAAAAUCACUAUGACUUUAAUCAGAGUGAAAGGACCCUUGAACUACUGUUUUUUCUAUUGCUUGGCACAGUUUUCCUUGGUUAAUGUUAAGAUAUUUGGAAGAUCUUCGGAUUCCUUGAAAAUUUUGAUCUAGUGGCUGUUCACUGCCAGCAGUGCUUUUCCUUGCUCACAGACAAUGUUCUGAUGCCUUCUAGGUCAUGAUGACCUGCUCUUACAAGACCAUAUCAGCUCACUUGCAUAGCUGUGCUCUUUUCCAUAGAUUGCAUAGCUGUUAGUAAUGUAAACAAUGUUGUUAAACAUGAAGUUUGACAUUAUAAUGCUACCAUGCUACGUGACAUAAGCUGUGACAUUGCACUGAGAAAUUUUUAGAUGUGAUCGCUUUUAAGUUCGCUUAAGUACUGAACAGUCUGCCACUCUCUUUAUCAAUAGGGUCUACUCUCUCCGUGUAAGACUAUGUAUACAAAAAGCAUCUCCAAUGUGCAGUUGUGCCGUUCAAAGAGACGAAUCGUGCUAUCAAGGAUGAUAGAAUAAAAGAAAUUUAUACUAUUCAGACAUUUAGCUCUUUCAGUUCUCGUUCAAGUGACCCACACAUUUAAUUUUUUUCACCGAAAUCCCCACUAAUUAGGUAAGAUGUUUCGUAUACUCUGCAAGUUCCAUUUUUAUUUGUACUGACUAGAUCGUCGAUGCUUAGACAUCUGGCAGCUCUCAGAAAAUGUGAGAGCUGUUAGCUAUGUAUGUUAGAUUGAAAUACGAGGUACACACUAAUUACUUAAGCAGCAAAUGACUUAAGUCUUUUGAACAAGCUUUUCACGAGGCUAGUUGAGCCAAAAGUGUGUACAGAGAACUUUCUUCGUGUCGUUUUGUUUCAUACAUAUCGUGGCCCUUGCAACUAAGCAUGUAAUUUGUAAGCAUCUGGGAUUCAGGUGAGAGUUAUUCAAGUGGAAUAUUGAGUUGUGUGAAGUGUUUAGCUUGAAUCAUCACUGUCAUUAAGCAUAUGUGUAUACAAAAACCUGUAUAACGUUUUUGUCAGGAGGACUAUUUUGGUCGGAAAUCAAGGGUCUAAUUCAAUUUGUCAAGGUGCAAUGACAAGUUGGGAAUUUCGUGGGUGCUCAUAUUUUGAUAGGGGAACUAGGAGAGAUAGAGCGUUAUUUUAAUCGAACUAAAGCCUAAUUACUAAAGUUCAACUAUAGUUUAUUGUUAAAAAGUUUAUUUAUCGAUAAAAAGUUUGUUAACUAAAGUCUAAUUGUUGGUGAAGUUUAUUACUGCAGAUUGUAGGCCUAAUGAUGGGAUGAAGAGAAAUAUUAGCGUGCAAACAAGUGACGAAAUUCGGCAAAUAUGGUUUCCACAAGCAGCAGAGAUUAGGGAUUAAAAAGACAAAUACGAUAGCUUUAUCGAAUCCAUGUUUGUGAUUAUUGCAUUCUUUUUCUCUGAGAUAGCACGUUCUUGCAUUAGUUCUCUCCAGCAACUUGGUUUAUUUUUUUCUAGAACAAGCGCACAAGAACUGAGUAGAAAGAACUUACUGAGAGUUCUGUUCGUUGUGAAUGUAAAAGAUAUUGCACUUAGCACUCUGCAACGAAUGAGUACUUUGAAUCUAUAUAAGCUAUUUACCAUUAAAUACAUUUGAUGCGGUUGAGCAUGGUACAUGGGCUAUAGUACAUAGAUUCAACAAGCUUUUCCCAUUGGCUUUUGCAGCUUGACUGGAUAGGUGAUUUUUGUAUCAAGGGUUAAGGUUGUUAUACAUGCUGUCAUACGCCACUCCAUAAGACGGGCAAGCUGACUAUCGUUUACAUUCAAAGUAAGGUAUUUUACUUGCGCACUGCAUGAAAUGCUAUAAUUGCCAUAUGUUCGAUGCAUGUUAAUCUUUUUCAAAUCGUAUGUUAAUGUUCACAAAGGUUUGAUAUCUUCUCAGUCAAUGGUAAUUACCUCAUCUUUCAUAAUCGUUGAAAGACUGUGUGUGAAGCAGUGAUAGUAGUGCCUUAUGCACCUCAAUGUUAUGUUGUAAUGGUUUGCUGCAUUUUGCUUGUAUAGUAUAUUACAGUAAUUUGCAUACCAUGUGGUAGCUUUUUUGUGAACUUUUAACUUUGUUGGCCUGCUAACCAAAGGCAUUUGCAGAAUGCUGGGUACAGCAUGGGGUAUUGUUGAAGUCCAGAUUGGAAAUUUCAUCAUUGCUGCAGGGUAGUAAUACUGGUGAAGAGAGGAUUUAGAGAAAUCUUGCAAAAUCUUGUGCUAUCUGUUCAUUUCUUCCUUGCAUUUCACUUCCAACUUUUGUAUUUUCCUUUAUGCCAAAUUUUGUGCUAAGCCGUUGGCAUAAGACGUUGUGGGAAAGUGUAGAAUUAUGCAGUUAAAGCUGCUGACAUGUAUUUUUAUAUGGCUUUAUGAAAGUGCAUGCCUUGACAGUUCACCUGUGAUUGAGAGCACCUAGCUGUCUUUAGUUUCUUCAAAAGGCACAUCAGGCAUGUAAAAGUGCGGGGUCAGACAGUUUUGAAGUUUUGGUCCAUGUAUGUCAUCAUGUUCAGAGUUGAAGAACUUCUAGAAAUAUUUGUGGAAAUUCAUCACCUUUCUGAGCUUCUACUGUGCUCAAAUGAUUAAUCUGCUCGAACGAAUGAGCAGUGAAGUGCUGUAUUAUGUUGCAGAAUGUGACAUAGUAUACAUAGUAUACACAUAGUAUACUGAUUUGAUAAAGCUAUACGAUAGCUGUUGUUCUGACCUUAUUUGUUGUGAGGCACCUUUCCUUAGACAGUUCACAAUCAUCACCAGUCUUAGUGCAGGGCAGCUGUGCAUGAAUACAAUGCUACGAACUAGUGCUGUGGUAAGUGACAUGCUAAUAAUGCAGUAGUACAAGGGUAUGAGUACUGGGUAUCACAUAUAUCACUUUUGCUGUACUUAACUGCAAACUUUGGGUCAUUCUUACUGAGAAGUUUGAAGAUUGUGCAGAUGUCUUUUAUUGAACACAGUCUUCGAUGACAAGAUAUGCCACACGAAAAUAUAUUGAGUAAGCUACUUCAGCUAUUCACUUUAGAAGUCUCAAUAAAAGAAUAUUUUAAAGGUUCUGGUUUAUAUAAGAAUUUGUGUAAAAUGCAUCACCGUGUCAUUUGUGUACGUGGUGGUAAUUUAGCUCACUGUAGUUAUUGACCUUUAUGCUCACCCUAUGCUUGUGAAAAAGACAGCAAUGUUUAUAUAGCCACGCUCACAUUUCUUGCUCACUUUUCUUGAUUCUUUCUCCACAGAGCACAGACUAUUCCUGCUCACGCCCAAUGAAAAUAUACCUUUGAAAGUAGCAUUUGUAUGGUGCAAUAGAAGUGUACAAAAGAAAUAUAGAGGUACGCAUAAUAUGAGAAGUUCCAAAAUUUUUCUCUAAGCACUUGUUGCAUAAGUGUGGCUUGUUCUAGAGCUGUUUAUCAUAUCUUAGAGUAUCCAUCAAGUUAUAGGCAGUUACAAGAAGUUUGCUUUUUGACGCAAUAUGACAUAACCAAUAGCCUCAUUGCUGAAUCAGGCGUAUUACUAUGCCAUAAGCCUAAGCUCUUUGCUAAUCUGAACUAUAGUGUGUUUGUCUCCUGCAGGUGUUACAUCAGGCAGACUUUCCAUGUUCUGAAAAUACCUGUUCACAGCUCAGAAGCCAUCAGCUUAGCAUACGCAAAGUACAAAACGUGUUAUCACUGAAGGUUUCAGUGGCUUUCUACUGGUAAAGCUCUAAGUAUACAUUUUUUACAACUGCCACAGUGAAAGACAUCUGUCAUUAUCAAUGUCUGAUUGAGCAUUACAGUGUAUACGUCAGUGCUUAUUAGACUGCUCAUUUCAUGGCACUGGGAAAGUGAAAAAUGGAUGAGGAUCAAUACAUAACUUUGUUAAAGUUUGGAAACCUCUUAUCAUUCGAGAAGAUUGCCUUGGGUUGUACUGUGGGGCUUCUACAAUGCCUUGUAUGUUGCAAGCUACAGGAGAUGAAAAAAACUAUGUAUACUCGGGGAUAGAGCUGCUACAAAUCCUACCGAAGAACAGAGUGAGUUCUUAAAGUUUUAGUCGGCCUUGAAUGUUUUCACAACGAAACUUCUGUCUCCAACUUUACCUCAAGCAUAAUCUUCUAGUUACAUAGGGCUACCCAGUUUCAGGCAAAAGCCAAUGUAGCCUUCUUGCAACCUUGAUACUAAUGCGCUAGUUCAAUGGUAGGACACUUGCUCACUACUGGUAGCUGCUCCUUGCACGCAUAUUUUUUUGUUGCAGACAGACUAAUGAACUUUUCACAAAGUUUGUUUUCUUAACUGACGUAGAACCUAAUGAAAUCCUAUAUCUACAUUUUGCUCAAGUCACUGAUGUGCACAAGAGUUUAUUGUCACUGCUAUGAAAAAAUAACGAGAUACCAAUAACUGAAGCAAUGACAUCAUAGGAUCAGUUACCACAUUGAUGUGUGUUUAUUUCCUAAGCUUGUUCACUAUCCCUGCCCCUUUUUGGUGCUGACCUUUUGUCUCCCCGAUUGUUUUCACGCGGAUUAAUGCCUUAACACUCUUCAAUGCCUAGUACCAUCCGCGUUGAAAUGUUGUGAAGCGCAGAAUAUGAGAAAAGAUGUGUACGUUAAAUGAGCUUCCGAGCAGAGCUGAGAUUUGAUACUUCUUUCUAGACCACUACAGUGCCAUGUUGUUUAGAAUAUGAUAAUCAGUCCCCGCUUUGGAUUUUUCACGCCCUCAUAUUGAAAAAGUUUUUAAAACAGACCUAUUUAGUUACUUCUUAGAUGCAGAUACUAAAACAUUCUGAUGUCAUAAACUUUAAGGAUCAUUUGAAAAUUGUAUGUUGUGUUUAUGUUAUUUUUGUGUGUGUAGUGCAAUUUUUAUGGCUGAAGCCAACACCUAAGCGGCGGAGUUCUAAUUUGAAGAUAAACUACUGAUAUAUUUGAUCUCGCGUGCUGCUACCAUAACCUAUUUAGGCAGAAGUACUUUUUGCGUUACUGGACAUCAUUAUCAUGUGCAAUCUUACAAAUGCAGUGAAAAAAUGUCUAUAAGGCCUGCCCACCCAUUUUAGUUGGCAACAUUUUUUAGAAUGAAAAUCUCAUGGCUCAUACCAAGUGCACUUCUUUAAUUGUAGCAUUAUAGGCUGCUUAAAAAAAGAUUUGAGAAGAAGCUGGGCCAUGUUGAUUUUUUUUAGUUAUUUGUAAAAGAGGUUGAAAAUAGAAGUGUUUGCUCAUGCCAUUGCUACUGUGUCCUUUUGUGUGCAAACAAUCUGUCAAGUGAUAAAAGUUCAACUAUAUCACAAAGUUUCAUUGAGAUUGUGGUUCAAUGAUUGGGGAUGUAUAAUUAUUUGUAUACCAUAAUAUACUACUAUAGUACUUGACAACAAUGUCCAACCACUUUAUGCUUACAACGAAAAUAAAAUGUGAUGAACAUAAGUUCAUGGCACAUACAACAUUGCUAAAACAAUUGUUGACUUACAACAUAGUUAAACUCAAAGUUCAUAGUUUUUUUUUGUUUUUUUUAGCUUGUGAAUGGACCAGAAACACAUAUUUUGGUUUUUCAGUGCUCUCUGCCAUAAUAGUAGCAGCACAUAUCUUGAUAGAGCUUGACAUUGAAUGCUUGUGGUGUGGUUGUUGUGUUUAUGAUAGAGCUAACUGCGUUUUCGUUUUCACGUUUUGUGAAUGGCUGUGUAAAUAUUCUCUCCAUAUGCAAAAAACUUGCAUUGUUAGCGUAGGUGUUCUAUUGGGUCCUGCAUGCAUCACGAAUAGGUGUUAUAUUGCUUGAAGCACAUCGACCAUUGUUGUACCUUUUUUCGCCAAUCAGAAUAAAAUGUGUUUGUUGACA
Messenger RNA from Rhipicephalus microplus (southern cattle tick), 7550 nucleotides. RefSeq lists its product as uncharacterized. The record is from RefSeq and is a predicted model, not a curated record. NCBI's taxonomy places the organism in Eukaryota, Metazoa, Arthropoda, Arachnida, Ixodida, Ixodidae.